Entrophospora sp. SA101 is the source of this 318-nucleotide messenger RNA. The record is from the annotation of a GenBank genome assembly. NCBI's taxonomy places the organism in Eukaryota, Fungi, Glomeromycota, Glomeromycetes, Entrophosporales, Entrophosporaceae.
AUGCAUUUAGAGAAAGAGAGGAAUGAAUUGCUUGAAAAAAUUAAGGAAUUAGAAGCAAGAGUAGAAGAAAAAGAUAACAUAAUAGAGAAUUUAGAAGAAAGAGUAGACAUGGAAGUUGAAAUGAACUUGAAAGCACUAGACAAGUCCAAAGAAUAUCAUGAUAGAAAUCUUUUCUUAUUGGGAAUGUCAAAGGACACUAUUAUAACCAAUUUGAAAUUAAAAAUUCAAGAGUUAGAGAAGAACCAAAAAGUAGACAGAGUAAAACAAUUACGAAAAUUAGAAAACAAAGCCAAAACAAAAGUUAAGGAAAGAACCUAA